Messenger RNA from Malassezia globosa CBS 7966, 555 nucleotides. RefSeq lists its product as uncharacterized. The record is from RefSeq and is a predicted model, not a curated record. Gene Ontology annotation, biological process: mitochondrial electron transport, cytochrome c to oxygen. Lineage: Eukaryota; Fungi; Basidiomycota; Malasseziomycetes; Malasseziales; Malasseziaceae. The transcript is spliced from 3 exons. Bases 1 to 555 code for a protein of 184 amino acids.
AUGCUGGGAAGUGUUCGUGCUGCUAUGCCGCGUAUGAUGCCACGCACUGUGCCUGCGUACUCGCGUACGCUCCUGACCAAGAGUGAGCGUUGGACGCCUGCUUCGGUGCGCGAUGCUCAGAGCUUGCUUCAGGGCCCCAACGCCCUGGAGCUCUCCAAGGUCCUGCCAAACAUCGAAAACGUCUGGACCAAGAUGUCGCGUGAAGAGCAAUACUCUGUGUACAAGUUGCUUGAGGAGGCACAGCGUAAGGACUGGAAGGAGUUGACGCAGGAGGAAAAGCGCGGUGCGUAUUAUGUGGCAUACGGCGCCCAUGGCCCGCGUAAGAGCAUUGCCCAGCCGGGCUCUGCCAUGAAGAUCGUGUUUGGCACCCUCUUGGGUGUGAGCAUCGGUGUUGGAUGCUUCUAUGCCGUCCGCUCGCAGGCCCCACCGCCACCAAAGACGAUAAACCGUGAGUACCAGGAACAGAUGAAUGCUCGCGCCAAAGAGCACAGGGUGAACCCGAUCUACGGUGUCUCGAGCGAGGGCUACAAGGGCAAGGGCUACGUUACUGUGUAA